Scaptodrosophila lebanonensis is the source of this 553-nucleotide messenger RNA. RefSeq names its product caltractin-like. Gene Ontology annotation, biological process: centriole replication; mitotic cell cycle. The record is from RefSeq and is a predicted model, not a curated record. The transcript has a single exon. Gene Ontology annotation, molecular function: calcium ion binding. Bases 1 to 540 code for a protein of 179 amino acids. NCBI's taxonomy places the organism in Eukaryota, Metazoa, Arthropoda, Insecta, Diptera, Drosophilidae. Gene Ontology annotation, cellular component: centriole; centrosome.
AUGGAACCAAUCGCAACUGCCAUUGUCCCUAUGGCGUCGAACAAAAAACGCAGCAAGCAGCUGAGCCGCAAAAAAUCAGGACCUAGCUUCGAAUUGUCUGCUGCACAAAAGUCUGACAUCAAAGAGGCAUUCAAAUUGCUCGACACAGAGUCGACUGGACUAAUAGAGGUUAAGGAGCUAAAGGUGGCCAUAAGGGCUUUAGGCUUUGAACCCAAGAAAGACGAAAUUAAGAGCAUGAUGGCCGAAAUCGAUAAGAAGGAUAGCGACCAGAUAUGCUACGAUGAUUUCCUCCAUUUGAUGACCAUUAAAAUGACCGAAAAGGACUCAAAUGAGGACAUAUUAAAGGCAUUUCGACUCUUCGAUGACGAUGGUACAGGCAAAGUAUCAUUCAGGAAUCUAAAGCGUGUUGCAAACGAACUUCGAGAGGAGCUGACGGAUGAGGAACUACGCGAAAUGAUUGACGAGGCUGAUGUGGAUAAUGAUGGCGAGGUGAAUCAGGAAGAGUUUCUGCGACUAAUGAAAACAAUCAGUUUGUGUUAGCUGCUUAAUUAUA